CGCUGCGUCUGCUUCACCUGCCAUGCCUGUCUCACUCAUCAAGGAGAGCGACGUCGACGUCCUCGUCAUCGGCGCCGGCCCCGCGGGGCUCAUGUGCGCAAACGCCCUCGCGAACGCGGGUGUGAACGUCCGCAUCAUCGAUCAGCGCCCGAGCAAGGUCGCCGCAGGACAGGCCGACGGCAUCCAGCCGCGCACCAUCGAGGUGUUCCAGAGCUACGGCCUUGCCGACAGGCUCAUCCGCGAGGGCAACCAGAUGCACAUGGCGGCGUUCUACAACCCCAGCGCCGAGGGCGGAAUCGAGCGGGGCGGGCGUGCUGCGGACGUCAACGCGCCGAGUGCCCGUUAUCCCUUCGAGAUUACGCUGCACCAAGGCGCCAUCGAGGCGAUCUUCCUGGACUCCAUGCGGUCCCUGGGCGUCACCGUGGACCGCCCCAUUGUGCCGUCGUCCAUCGAGCUGUCCGCAGACGAGGCGGAGCUCAAAGACCCAAAUGCACAUCCGGUGAAGGUGGUGCUGAAGCAUCUUGAUGCCCAGGAUGGCAAGAACGACACUGAGGUCGUCCACGCCAAGUUUGUCGUCGGCGCAGAUGGCGCACAUUCAUGGGUACGCAAGUCGCUCGGCAUCGCAAUGGAAGGCGAGCAGACAGACUACAUCUGGGGCGUCGUGGACAUGGUACCCGAGACGGACUUCCCGGACAUCCGCAACCGCUGCGCGAUCCACUCGACGAACGGCUCGUGCAUGAUCAUCCCGCGCGAGGGCGACACGGUGCGGCUGUACAUCCAGCUCACGGACGCGGACGCGGUCGACGCGCGGUCGGGGCGCGUCGACAAGAGCAAGAUGGGCCCCGCGAAGCUCCUCGAGGUUGCGCGCAAGUCGUUCCACCCGUACACGAUGGCGACGCCGCAGGAGAUUGAGUGGUGGACGCUGUACAUCAUCGGACAGCGCGUCGCGGCGCAGUACGCUGUCCAUGAGCGCGUGUUCAUCGCAGGCGACGCGUGCCACACGCAUUCGCCCAAAGCGGGUCAGGGCAUGAACGCGAGCAUGAACGAUACGCACAACCUCGCGUGGAAGCUGACGCACGUCUUGCGCGGAUGGGCGGACCUGUCUCUGCUCAAGACGUACGAGUACGAGCGCCGCAAAUACGCCCAGGAUCUGAUCGACUUUGACAAGAAGUUCUCCGCCCUCUUCUCCGGCAAGCCGCGCACGAUGGACAACGAGGCCGGCGUGUCCCACGAGGAAUUCGUCGCCGCCUUCAAGACGCACGGCAUGUUCACGAGCGGCAUCGGCGUGCACUACCGCCCGUCCCGCAUCGUCGACGCGCGGCACCAGGCCUGCGCGCGCAGCCUCGUCGUCGGCGAGCGCAUGCUCCCGCACGUCUUCGUGCGCGUGGCCGACGCGCGGCCGUUCGAGAUCCAGGACCUACUGCCCGCGGACACGCGCUACAAGGUGCUCGUGUUCGCCGGGGACACUCGCGACGCGCCGCAGCGCGCGCGGGUGCUCGCCCUCGCGGAGGCGAUGGGCCUGCCGCAGGCGUUCCUCCGCCGGCAUGCAGGCGGCAGGGCGGACGCCGUGUUCGACGUGCUCACUAUCAGCUCGGCGCCGAAGGACGAGGUGGUUUACACCGAUCUGCCGGAGCUGUUCCGGCCGCACUGGUCAAAGGUUCUUGUCGACGACACGGACAUGUUCCAGAGGAGCGGCGGGGGCGGGUACGCUGCGUAUGGUAUUGACCCGUCCAGCGGCGCGGUGGUCGUGGUGCGUCCUGACGGCUACGUCGGCAUGGUUGCCCCGUUUGAGCACGUCGAGGACAUCGACGAGUAUUUCGCUUCGUUCAUGACGGCUUCGCCAUGACGUGUACCCUCAGUUCUAUUGAUAUCCUGGGUCCGCUCUUACUUUGCACCUCAUAACUGUAUUCUAUCUUCAAUGCUAUUGAGUUUUCGUGUGC
This is a messenger RNA of Postia placenta MAD-698-R-SB12, 1940 nucleotides long. RefSeq lists its product as hypothetical. Lineage: Eukaryota; Fungi; Basidiomycota; Agaricomycetes; Polyporales; Adustoporiaceae. Gene Ontology annotation, molecular function: FAD binding. The record is from RefSeq and is a predicted model, not a curated record. The transcript has 15 exons. Bases 23 to 1846 code for a protein of 607 amino acids.